Messenger RNA from Vigna angularis (adzuki bean), 1780 nucleotides. Its product is annotated as CBL-interacting serine/threonine-protein kinase 9. The record is from RefSeq and is a predicted model, not a curated record. Gene Ontology annotation, biological process: protein phosphorylation; signal transduction. Gene Ontology annotation, molecular function: ATP binding; protein kinase activity. The coding region runs from base 116 to 1423 and encodes 435 amino acids. The transcript has 13 exons. NCBI's taxonomy places the organism in Eukaryota, Viridiplantae, Streptophyta, Magnoliopsida, Fabales, Fabaceae.
CCUACCACAAUCAUUUCAAGUUUCAAGCAAGUGAUUAAACAUGUAGGAGCUUCAUGUACACACAUAUAUACCAGAUGAGGAAACGGAUAAGAAACCAACAUAGGAAGAAGGAAAAAUGAGUUUCAAGGUAGCAAAAGGUGGUGUCGUGGUUGGGAAAUACGAGUUGGGAAAAACCAUUGGAGAAGGAAGCUUUGCGAAGGUGAAGUUCGCCAGAGAUGUCAACAACGGCAACAACGUUGCCAUCAAAAUCCUCGACCGCAAACAUGUCCUCCGCCACAACAUGAUGGAACAGCUGCAGCGAGAAAUAUCCACCAUGAGACUCAUCAAUCACCCAAAUGUUACUAAAAUAUUUGAGGUGAUGGCGAGCAAAACAAAGAUUUACAUUGUUAUGGAGUUACUUGAUGGAGGAGAGCUAUUUGACAAAAUAGCUGCAAAGGGGAAACUUGAAGAAGAUGAAGCUAGAAAUUAUUUCCAACAACUUAUUAAUGCUGUUGACUACUGCCAUAGUAGAGGCGUGUAUCACAGAGAUUUGAAGCCUGAGAAUCUUCUUCUGGACUCGAAUAGUGUUCUUAAAGUUUCAGAUUUUGGGUUGAGUACAUACACGCAGAAAGAGGAUGAACUGCUCCGCACUGCAUGUGGAACCCCAAAUUAUGUUGCUCCUGAGGUGAUUCAUAAUAAAGGCUAUGUUGGUUCUACAUCUGAUAUUUGGUCUUGCGGAGUCAUUCUCUUUGUACUUAUGGCUGGGUUCAUGCCUUUUGAUGCGCCAACUCAUAUGGCUCUGUUCAAGAAAAUUAUCAAGGCAGAAUUCACUUGUCCAUCAUGGUUUCCACCACAGGCAAAGACACUGCUGAAACGCAUUCUAGACCCAAAUCCUCAAACGAGGAUAAAAAUUCCUGAGCUCUUAAAAGACGAGUGGUUCAAGAAAGGAUACAAGCCAACAUCUUUUACUGAGGAAGAGGACCUAAGCAUGGAUGAUGUAACCUUCGCUUUCAACGAGUCUAACAAAAAUCUAGUGACAGAAAGAAAAGUGAAACCCGUCUACAUGAAUGCUUUUGAGCUCAUUUCUAGGUCACAAAGUUUCAAUCUUGACAGUUUGUUCGAGAUGCAAACGGAUGAAGUAAAGCAAGAAACCUGUUUUACUUCACAGUGCCCUGCGAUUGAAAUUAUGCACAAAAUUGAAGAAGCAGCCAAGCCGCUGGGAUUUAAUGUACAAAUCCAAAAUUAUAAGAUGAAGCUGCAAGGUGACCAGAACGGAAGGAAGGGUCACCUUUCAAUGGCUACUGAGGUUUUUGAAGUGGCUCCCUCAGUGCACAUGGUGGAACUUCGAAAGACAGGGGGUGAUACACUUGAGUUUCAUAAGUUCUACAAAAUCUUCUCAUCAGGGUUGCAAGAUAUUUUCUGGCAUACAGAAGAAAAAAAAUGAAGCUUUAAAGUAUCUUGAAAGAGACGUUUUGAUCAUGUAACAUUUUAUCCACAGCAAGCUCUUGAAUAGGGUAACUGUUUCAAUGAUUUGUUAUGUUCUGUUUCUAGUGCCAUUAUCAUCCUGUGGUUCAUGGAAGACCCGGUGAUUUGCAAAGUCUUUGGAAGUGUCUGGUUGGAUGUUGGAUAUGAGAGAAAAAUAGUGUGCAUAUGGUUAAAUGAUGUUGUUUCUUAGUGUAGAGUAGAAUGUAAAUAGGGGAAAAUUAGACAAGUAGGCCUUGGAGUGUGUGUAAUACUUGCACUUAGAUUUGAGCUAUCUGUUGUAUUAAACUACUGCACAUAAUUCUAACCAUAAAAGUCU